This is a messenger RNA of Folsomia candida, 2012 nucleotides long. RefSeq lists its product as uncharacterized. The coding region runs from base 1324 to 1743 and encodes 139 amino acids. Lineage: Eukaryota; Metazoa; Arthropoda; Collembola; Entomobryomorpha; Isotomidae. The record is from RefSeq and is a predicted model, not a curated record. The transcript has 3 exons.
UGUCUCCUUACUUUCUUAUGAACAAAACAUUUCUCAGUUAUCUGACAAUGGCAAAUGUAAUUUCUUAUACACGUACAUAGCUAUGUAUAUAUUUUGCGAUAACAUGGUUGACAUAUUGAUUUAUUCCAUAGUCAAGUAAUCGUUAGAGAACUGGCUUAAUUCAGUAUCAUUGUACCUUUUUGGUAAGCAUUUGACAUACACAGUAGUAUUGUGACAAUACCACCUAUUAAAUUCACAUAGACUCACCAUAGGUGCGCAGCUUCCGACUUCCGGAAGUCGGAAGCAGCUUCCGGACGUCGGAAGCAGCGAUUGUUAGGCGGAAGCGGAGGCGCUGGAAGUCGGAAGCACAAACUUUGGUCGGAAGCGGAAGCACUGGAAGCUAGAAGCGAAAAUUUUGGUCGGAAGCUGAGGUACUGGAAGCUGGAAGCACGAAAUUUUGGUCGGAAGCGGACGCCGGAGGCUCUCGGAAGCAAUGUUGUAGGGCCUAUCGGAAGCAGCUUCCGGACAUCGGAAGCGCGAUUUUUGGUCGGAAGCUGAAGCACUGGAAGCUGGAAGCACGAAAUUUUGGUCGGAAGCGGACGCCGGAGGCUCUCGGAAGCAAUGUUGUAGGGCCUAUCGGAAGCAGCUUCCGGACGUCGGAAGCGCGAUUUUUGGUCGGAAGCUGAAGCACUGGAAGCUGGAAGCGAAAAUUUUGGUCGGAGGCGGAAGCACUGGAAGCUGGAAGCACACAACUUUGGUCGGAAGCGGACGCCGGAGGCGGAAGCUGUUGGAAGCUGCGCACCUAUGAGACUCACACAGUCAUACACACACGCUUGCCUAAGGUUUGAUAAAAGUUGUGAACAUACACAUGUACCUACGUAUUAUUCCAUUUGACUAAUUGGAUAGCUCAUAAAAAAUAAGGAAACUUAUAAAUAUGCAUCGGAGGGAUUGAAUGUCAGACUGUAUCCAUACGAAAAUAAAUAUAUUCUUGCGUUGCCUUUAGCCCUGGCGACCAGAUGCCGAGCCCACAAAUCGAUUUCCAAGUAAUCGUGUGGUAAAAAUUUCUUGUAAAUGUAAAUCCAACAAGUUAGUUAAAUUUGUCAACCCUCAGCCCAAUAAGCUCACUUUAAGUUAAUUAGUACAAUUUAUGCAAGAAUUUCGUAUCAAUUAUUACCCAAACUAUCCAUUUCGGUCGACUUUCAUAUGUAAUUUGGCCAAUUAAUAUUCCCACAAACAUCUGCAAACCGGUUUCAUUGUUCCCUUAUAAAACUGGACCUCAACCCAAUUAAUCUGUUACUUAAUCCGACUUCAUUUUCUCUCUCACUCAACAAAAUAAAAUUAAUCAUGUACCAUCCCUUCAAUAACUCGGUCUGGGUGAUUUUCUUUUUUUGCAAUAUCAUAGCCCAAGUAAUUUCGCAUAGUGAUUCCGUUGCAGAAAUGGAUUCAAUUGAGCCCCAAGCCGGGGUUUCGGUGGCGGAUGAUUACGGACCAUAUGCAUGUAAAGGGAUGGAGAAUAAUUCCGGUGGAGGAAGUGGGCCGCGACCAUUCAAAGUUGUGUGUCGAAAUAAGAAGGAAAACGCCUCCAUGACAUGCAAUUUUAACGGAAAUCCACACCCAUGCUCGACCUACAAUAAGAAUCAAGCAAAGUUUUACAAACAGCUGCUUGACAAGGUGGGUGGAUUCGUGCAAAAUAACAAGCAGUGCGGUCCCCCAACCAUGGAGGCCAAGAUUUGCCCGGACAUCAUGUACAAAAUCGUUCGAUAAAUUGGUCAUUUCUCAGUUAAAGUAUGGCUUAUUAUCAAGUAAGGAAGCUUCAUUAUCUUUAACAUCUUUUGGACUACUGAUUUUUAAAUCAAAUUUCGCUAAUGACAACUGAAAGCUUAAACAUCCUUAUUCAAAAAUAUUUACAUAUGUACAUACAUAAUUUAUAUGCAUACUUAUACGUAAAAUGUGCGUGAAAUCAAUAUAUGAAAAACGUUGCAAAUGACCAGUCUCUUUUUGUUUACACGAAAGAAAAUAUAAUCAAAACUACA